Molecule: messenger RNA, 9322 nt
Organism: Hemibagrus wyckioides
Lineage: Eukaryota; Metazoa; Chordata; Actinopteri; Siluriformes; Bagridae
Product: junction plakoglobin-like
Exons: 17
Coding region: 1423-3609 (728 amino acids)
Biological process (GO): positive regulation of transcription by RNA polymerase II; cell adhesion
Cellular component (GO): catenin complex; adherens junction
Molecular function (GO): transcription coactivator activity; cadherin binding; alpha-catenin binding
Source: RefSeq, a predicted model, not a curated record
AUCUCUCAAUCUAGACACUGGGAUUGCGAUGUGUAAACUUUGUACCAACUAUGACCUAUACACAGCUUAACACCAGGUGGGUAAGACAAGCUAACUGACCAGCUCUGAUGUACACUAUGUUGCCAAAAGUUUUGGGACACCCAUCCAAAUCAAACUGUUAAUGCUUCAUACCAAGGCAUUUUGGACAAUUUCAUGCUCUUUGUGGGAACAGUUUGGGGAUGACCCCUUCCUGUUCCAACAUGACUGCACACCAGUGACCAAAGCAAGGUCCAUAAAGAUGUGGAUGAGUGAGUUUGGUGUGGAGGAACUUGACUGUCCUGACCUCAACCCCAUAAAAUUUCCAUGGGAUGAAUUCGAGUGGAGACUGCAAGUGAGGCCUUCCUGUCAUCACAUCAGUGCCUGACCUCACAAAUGUGCUUUUACUAGAGAGGAAUGGUCACAACUCUCCAUAAACACACUCCUGAACCUUCCCAGAAGAGUUGAAGCUGUUAUAGCUGCAAAGGGCAGGACAACUCCAUAUUACAUUCAUGUACAUGAGAAGGCAAUAAUUUUGGCAAUGUGGUGUAUAUGUAAGAUUGCAGUGCUGCUGAUGCACAGACUGAAUGUCCUGAUCACUAAUAGUUUUCCCAGUCAUUUUACUUUACUGGUGAGUUAGCUCGAGAUUUUAAAUAAAUUAAAAAGCAGUCUACAUCUAGAGGAAAAGUCUCAGAUAGGGUAUGUGGUGAAAGAAUUUCACUGUGCAGUAACAUAUAUGUGACAAAGGCAAAUCCUUGUUCCUCCAGGAUCCUGGUGCUGCAUGAAACACCUCAGAGCUACAGAACAUGUCAGUGUGUGAAUUCUCACAUUAACCCAUAUCACUGUGGAGCUGAUGAACAUGGGUCUAUCUGAAAAUGUCAAACCUGACUAACUAAAUGCCCGAGGUGUCUAAUAAAGCCUGGAUUAGAUAGAAAUGAGAGAUGAGAAGUCUAGAGUGAGCUCGGUUGUGUAACUUUAUUAAAAAAAAAAGCUAGGAUCUUUCACUGUUCACAUGAUUAUAGGAAUUAAAAUUUUCCCUUCGGUGAAUCAUCACUUUAAUAAAACCUCCCAUGACCUGUAAGUUUAAAACCUAAUCCAUUUAAAACCAAGCUGAAACUUACCUGGUCACCAUGACAACUGGCUGCGGGCCAAAAGCUUCCAUAUUACCGCAAUAAACAGUAUAAACCAUGCAGCUUCUGAUUGGUUUGAUGGAUAGACCACGCCCACUUCUGCCAGAGAGAGGGAGAGAGAGAGAGAGAGAGAGAGAGAGAGGUCAGUGGUGUGAAUGCGGUUGUCUGUGAGGUUCAGUGGAUCAGCUGAAAACUCGGUGAUUGCUGAAGAGAGAAAAAGAAGAAGAAGCCGCUGGAGCGCAGGACACUGUGAGAGACUGGACAGGAGGAAGUGGACAUGUCCAUGCCAAUAAGUGACGCAGAGGUAAAAGUAGCUGAAUGGCAGAAGACUUAUUACACGGUCGAUUCUGGCAUCCAAUCAGGAGCCACAACUGUUAAUGAAGAAGACCAAUCAGAGAUCAGUGCCAAAACAUUUACAGUGGACGACUGCAGUGCAGCAGAUUUUGAUGCCCAGUUGGUUCUGACCCGAGCUCAGCGUGUCCGGGCAGCCAUGUUCCCUGAGACGUUAGCAGAGCGUGAGGCAUUAGCACACAGUGACUCACAGUCCAACGUACAGCGUUUGACUGAACCCUCUCACCUCUUGAACAAUGCCAUUGUUCACCUGAUCAACUACCAGGAUGAUGCUGAGCUCGCCAAAAGAGCCAUGCCAGAGCUCAUCAAACUGCUGACCGAUGAUGACCAGGUGGUGGUGAGGAAGGCGGCUCUAAUUGUGAGUCGUCUGGUUCGUAACGAUGCUUCUCGACAUGUGAUGAUGCAGUCCGCAGUGAUGAUGUCAGCAGUUUUGCGGGUGAUGCAGAGUUCAAGCGACAUGGAAACAAUUCGCUGCAUGGCCAGCAUCCUGCACUGCCUGUCGCACCACCACCAGGGGCUGAACGCCAUCUUCACUGCUGGGGGCAUCCCUGCCCUCAUCCAUAUGCUCAGUUCUCCAGUGGAGUCUGUAUUAUUUUACUCCAUCACUACACUCCAUAACCUCCUGCUCCACCAAGAUGGCUCCAAGAUGGCGGUGCGAAUGUGUGACGGUCUGCAGAAGAUUGUUCCUCUGCUCAAACACACAAACCCAAAGUUCCUUGCUAUCACCACAGACUGCCUGCAGAUCCUAUCCUAUGCCAACCAGGAGAGUAAGCUGAUCAUCUUGGCAAGUGGAGGUCCUGAGAGUUUAGUGUCCAUUAUGAGGAACUAUAACUAUGAGAAGCUGCUGUGGACAACCAGCAGAGUGCUGAAGGUGCUGUCAGUGUGUUCUAGUAACAAACCCGCCAUCGUCAAUGCAGGAGGCAUGCAAGCUCUAGCUCUGCACCUGACUGGUUCCAGUGCUCGUCUUGUUCAGAACUGUCUCUGGACCCUGAGGAACCUUAGUGAUGCUGCCACCAAACAGGAAGGUCUAGACUCUCUACUCCACAUCCUUGUAUCUCAGCUUGGCUCAGAUGAUGUCAAUGUUCUGACGUGUGCCACAGGAAUCCUCUCUAACCUGACGUGUAAUAACGCACGUAAUAAGUCAUUGGUGGUGCAGCAUGGUGGCGUGGAGGCUCUUAUUAAUGCUCUUCUGCGAACCACUGUGAAUCAGGACGAGGCCGAGCUGGCCCUAUGUGCUGCGGUGAAUCAGGACGUGGCCGAGCCGGCUGUAUGUGCUUUACGCCACCUCAGCGGCCGCCACCCGCUCGCCCAGACAGCACAGAAUGAGGUGCGAGUUCACUACGGCAUCCCAGUCAUCAUUAAGCUACUGGGACAACCACACUACUGGCCUGUCAUCAAGGCCAUCGUUGGUCUGAUUCGUAAUUUGGCACUCUGUCCAGCCAAUCAGGUGCCUCUAAGGGAAGCAGGUGCAAUACCACGAUUGGUUAACCUGCUGCUGAAGGCUCAUCAGGACCUACAGAGACUCAGCACACAGAACACCUACCAGGAUGGAAUUAGCAUGGAGGAAAUAGUAGAAGGCUGUACUGGAGCAUUACAUAUUUUGGCCAGAGAUCCGAUUAACCGGAGUGAAAUCGCCAACAUGCAGACCAUCCCUUUAUUUGUACAGUUGUUAUACUCUUGUGUUGAGAGUGUACGGCGAGUCUCAGCUGGGGUUUUAUGUGAACUUGCUCUGGAUAAACACUCUGCCGAACUAAUCGAUGCUGAAGGAGCUUCUGCUCCACUGAUGGAGCUUCUGCACUCCACUAACGAAGGGAUAGCCACCUAUGCCGCUGCUGUGCUCUUCAGAAUCUCAGAGGACAAAAACUCAGACUACAGGAAGAGAGUUUCAGUGGAACUUACACACUCACUGUUCAAACACGACACACACUCCUGGGACAUGGCACACAGUACAAUGACCCUCGAUCAUGGCUACAUACAGGAUGAGGGCGUAUCAUCUCUGUAUGUUUACUCAGACCUUCCUGUCAAUGCUCUCUCUCUGGACCCUGAUGUCCAUGGGCCAUAUGUGUCAGACAUGACCUUUGACCCCCGACAUGUUUACCCAGAACCACUUUAAAAGCAUAGUUAGACAGGUUGAAUCAGUAAGCAGGAGGUGAUGGACACGUGGAUCUGGAGCUCAAGGACCUGUGGAGGUUAAGCUUAAUGAGUCAUGGUGGUGGAGUUUGAGAAAAUAUGGAAUUUUAAAAAUAUACAGUCAAAAUAUUAGCCAAUGGAUAUGCAGUGGUGGAGCGUGAGGACAUGUGAAGGUGGAGAUUAAUGGUUGUGUGUAGGGCUUAAGUGGAACUUGAGAUUAUAUGGAAUCAGGAGGCAUGAAAACAGCAGGCAGAGCCUGAGGAAUAUGGCAGGACCUUAAACUGAAGAAUUUCUCUUUUAUGUGUUUUAAUGAUUUGGUUUCACUAAGAGAAGAAAUAUCUGCUGGAACCUGCAUGUGUUUAUGUAAAUAACAUUUUUAUAUGAUGCAUUGUUGUGUGACAGAUGGCAUCCAUAGUGUAUGUCCUGAAUCUGUGAUUAUAUUUGUGUGUGUGUGUGUGCUCCUGAUCAGAAGAUUUGAUACCAUUAUUUUACUGUGAUCACUUUUUCAGAAAUAUCAUUACAUGAGUAACUGUAGCAUUGUUAGUACUCCCUGUUGAAAAAACAUGAAUCUCUAAUGGUUUCCAUUUCAUAAUGGGUUUCUAGAUUUCUAUUACGUAAUAGAAAAUGGCUUAUGGUUUUCAUAUUGUAAUGAACCUCCCGUAGCAACAGAUGUACAAUCGAUUUUAUUAAACAAGGAACAGGGCAUACAAUACAAAGCUGUUUGCAGAAAAUGUAGUCAAAAAACAGAGGCAAAAGUUCAUAAACCCACAAAACAAGAAUAUCCAAAACAAGGAGCAGAAAAUGUGGUAGGUAAAUAGGCAAAGGUCAGAAACUAGCAAUGUGGCAAACAAUCCAGAAGUCACAAUCCAAAUGCAUGAAAAACGGAGAAAACAGAAAACAAUGAACGGCCAUGUACAGGGAACUGUAAAUACUUUGCAAAGAACAGCAAAGGGAGCUGUGUUUAUAAACAUGAACCCGGAAGUUACUGAAUAACCUGAAGGUGCUUAGUACUCAGGCAAGGGCUUUCUCUGGCGGUGUGGAGGGGGAAGUGCAAUGGAGGCCCGUCCCAGAACACCUCCUGGUGUUCUUCUUGGCCAGCCUCUGGGUUUGGGGUCUGGUUGAUUGGGAUGGUUGUUGUGGAACUUCCUGGUCAGUGAUGGGUUAAUAAUGUCUCUAGCAUUGACCCAAGACCAUGGGGCCAUAUCCCUCUCAGUCGAUCAUGUAUUGCAGAUGGCCCCUCUGUCUCCUGGAGUCUAGGAUCUCCUUGAUCAAGUAUGCUGGGGCGCCUUUAAUGUCCAGUGGUGGAGGUGGCACUGAGUCAUGAUUGAUAUGGCUUGAGCAGGGAGACGUGAAAAGAUGGCGAGGUACAGUACAUUGGGUGGAGAUCCAGGGUUGAUUUGCCGGUCCAAUAUAGCGUGGACUGAGCCGCUUGCUUGGGGGUUGAAGAGAGAAGUUUUUGUUCACCAGCCAUACGAGUUGGCCCGGUUGAUAGUCUGGGUGAGGGCGGUGUUGUCGGUCAGCCUGUUACCAAUGGUAGCAAAUCUGCAAAAUCUCUGUUGACACGUGAGUAUUUUCCCACACUCUUUGGCAAUUCUGGAGCCAGUCAUUUACUGCUGGGAUGUUUGAUGGCUCUCCUGACCAUGGAAAUAACAGGAGUUGAAAACCAUAACUCUAACCCUAACCCUGGGCAUAGUCUGCUGUUGUGCUGCCCAACCCCGAACACCGAAUAAUCUGGAAGAGCUUAGUACUCAGGAGGUAGUGGUGUAGAGAGGGAAGUGCAGUGGAGAUCAUUUCAAAUAUACUAAAAAUUUGCUUAAUCAUUUCCAUUACGUUAUGGGAAUCAUCUUAAUUUUUCAGAAAUCAGUCAUUUUCUGAUUUCUAUUAAAAACCACUAAACCAUUACAGAUCACACACAUUUAAUACAUCAAUAAACCAUUAAAAGUCUUCAGCAGGGAUGUCCUGGUGUGAAGAGUGUGUCAUCCUAAAAAAUCUGUUUGCAAAAGCUAGUUAGUAUGUAUUAGCUUGUAUAACAUAAGCUUAAAAAAUAAUUUGCUUAAAAAAUGAACAGCAAAUUGGCAAAGUAGCUUAAAAAAAGCCAAUUAAUUUGGUAGCUUUAAAAUUGGCACAUUUGCCAUUUGACUAGCUUUUAAACAGCACAUGUAGUUAUUAAAGUGAGAAAAAAAACCCUUGUGGAUGUCAGUAUUGGUGAUGGGAUGAUGCUCCGAGUUUAAUAUUUGUAUCAUAAAAAAAAAACACUGCUGCACUGUUAUAUGGUGUUUAAAGUGAACCUGUUUGAAAACAGGAAGCUAUAAGCACAUAACCUUAUGUACUGACAAAAAUCCUUAAUAUUUUAUAUACAUGGUUAACAUUUUUAUAAUAAAGUGUGAAUUAAAGAGUCAUAAAAACAAUUGUAUCCUGUAUUUAUUUAUUUGACAUGUUUUUGUGAAAGCUGAAAUUGAUCAGCAGAUCAACAGCAGCAACAUUCCCCCUGAUCAAGUCCUGGGUUGAGUGUCAGUGUGUUUUGGAUGAUAGUUUUGCUGCAUGAUGAAGUUUCUCCUGAUUAGACUGAAUGUGGAAUUUAUCGAACAGAAUGCUUCUGUAGACUUCUGACUUUAUUCUACUGCUACCAUCAUACAUUUCUUCAUAGGUAAUGAUUAGUGAAUCUGUUUUUGAAGCAGCCAUUGAAGCCCAAGCCAUGACUCUACAUUUACAUUUACUUAUACGGCAUGUGGCAGACAGUAAACUUUAAACGGUAGAUUGUGAGACCUUCACUCUGCUCCGUGGAGUUUGUUGGUGAUUUCAUUGAGUUUGUUUUUGGUUUUUUCUUUAUAGCUUUUACAAUUUUUCUGCAAAUGUUUCUGGUGCUAUUGUUGUCCGUGGCUGACCUGUUUGAUGUUUGUCUGUUAUUACGUGUUCUUUCUCUUUUUCAGGACAUUUCAAAUUGUUGUAUUGACUAUGCCCAAUGCUUGUGCAAUGGCUUUGCUAGAUUUCACUUAUUUUCUCAACUUCACCAUUGCUGGAGCUGCUUCUUCCAUAGACAGCUCUCUGGUCUUCAUGCUGGUUUAUUGUUUUUAACAAGAAAUGCAGUCUCUACAGGUGAAACCCAAGACUCAAACAAAGAGCACCUCUCAGAAGACCUGCUUGUUCCGCGUGAUUCUUUUGACCACCACAUCAACUACUGCUUGACCUCUUCAGAGGCCCAGACCUGCCAGCUCCAUGUUCUCGCUGUGUUGAUGUUAGUGGAUAUCACUCAUUUCACUAUAUAAUAGCAUCAUAAGUACUGAGUUGCCCUUAUUGGAAAAGAACUACAGUCAGGAUGGGACCACAGAAACAGUGCCUGAUAAAGACUGAUAAUGAAAUAUCACUUCCAUAGAUAGUGUAGUCCAAUUGGAUCAAGUUUUAAUGGUCAAGGAUCUUAUUAUCCUGUAACUUUCUUGAUUUAAACAUGGAAUAUUUUUGUCAAUUUCCAGAAAACUAUGUAUUGAGAUUAAUGCAACAGUUACUUAUUGUUUUGAUCAGUUAGAUGAUCAUAAUGAAAUGAUGUAAUGUGUGAAUUGCAUGUGAACCGGUGAGAAUCUGAUGGUGUGUCAUUUUGAACAGCUGAUUUUAGUUCAAUGAAAAAUGAUCUAAGGUUCAUGUUUUGAAAAUGACAUAGAGGUUCUGAUAUUAUUGCCUAAGUGAUCGUAAAAAAAGGGUAAAUUACAUGUUUAAUGAAUAACUAAAUAUUUUUAUGAAAAGCACACUGACUGAGCUUUUUCAGUGUGGAGUUAAUCCACCAUUGAUAUUCAGGAUGUUUCAAUAUUCUGUCUGUCCAUCCAGCUGCAACACACACACACACAGUGUAAAAGGAGGUUUUGAAAUUUGAGUAUCGGCAGUAAGGUCGUGAGUCGACAUUUCCAUCAUCAAGAAUCAAAAUGUCUUUGGAGGAAUCUUUACCUGGGGUUAAUGAUUCUGGGGUUAAGUAGCUCAGGUUAAUGACUAACUAAUCUAAAGAUUCCUUGGAAUAUCCUUUUGUUCCACCAUAAAAAAAAGAUCAAAACUUUGAUAAACACUCUGCCUUAUAAUUGUUUUAUUCAUGUCCUGAUAAUAUAAAGUUUAAUUACAGUAUGUGUGUAUGGGUUGUGGGGUAGGUGUUUGUUUAGUUCCAAAAGAAAUUUCAUCAUCUUAAAUGAUUGUGAGAGUAUAAAUAUGUGGACUUUUCACCGACUCUAAUACAAGUCUCUCUGACUAUCUGCUUAAACAUUCUUAUUGCAGGAAUCUUCUGAAACAUCAUGUCUCUUAAAGACUAUUCCAAUUGGAUUGAUUCAGUUCAAGAUGUGGACCAGAUUGCACAGAUGGUGAAUGAUAAUUUCUGUUUCAUUAAUGAUGUUAUGAUUUGGUUUUUAUUUAGUAAAUAUGGUGAUGGAGUGAGAUUCUGCUGCUGAACCUUAUGAAGUAAAAAUGAACAGUAAUUAAAGGAAAGCUCUGAAGGAAACUGUAAAGAAAACUGUAUAACGGUAUCCCUACCCCUGGCCGGAGUCUUGCCGCUUGAUGGUCCCCACUGAUGCUGUGGAUGGAUCUGUGUGGACCAGGAGACAGCCAUGGACAGAGACACUUGGGGACUUUCACACCAUCACAGAUCUGCCAUUUCAUCUGUCAGCUUGUGACAGCAAAGAACUAGUGUUUAUAAUGACCUUAGAAACUACACUGACCUAAUAGUUCCUCAUGGUCAUUGAUUUCUGUUGUAGAAAGGACAUUAAUCAGCUACAGUUACAUUAUUUACUAUUUAGUGUCACCCAAAUGAGGAUGGGUUCCCUUCUGAGCCUGGUUCCUCUCAAGGUUUCUUCCUUUCCAUCCCAGGGAGUUUUUCCUUGCCACCGUUGCCACAGGCUUCUCAUUAGGGAUAAAAUAGUCUAAUUAUAGAAUUUAAUAAUUUAUUCUUAUUUCUAGUUAAUUAGUUAUUUUUAUUUAUUAUUAUUUUUCAUUUUUCCCCUCCCCUUUCUCUGUUUUCUUCUUUUCUAAAGCUGCUUUGAGACAAUGUUCAUUGUAAAAGGCGCUAUACAAAUUAAAUUGAAUUGAAUUGAAUUGAAUUGAAUUGAAUUGAAUUGAAUUGAAUUGAAUUGAAUUAUAAUUGUUGAAAAUGUGUCAUUGAUGAUGAUCUUUAUUGUAGGUCUCAGGUGAAGCUGAACGAAAACUUGGCCACAACUUUCCUAUGUACUCUCUUCUGGUGUACAAAUUUGACCAAAAUGUGCGAAAAAAGUACAUAAUCAAGGUGUAUGUUGGACAUAACAAGGGUGUUAACCUGCUGGUUUGGCAGUCUGAUGAUGACUCAAAACCACCAGAGUUGAAAAGAGUUGAUCCCUUUAAACUGCCUGAGCUAACUGAGUGAAAUCAGUCUGAUCUGCAUAUUUUUAGCUUGAUGUUGGAAAAUGCAGUACACGGAUUUCUUAAAUCAGAAAUAAAGUUUAAAGUCCAUUCUGGAGCAUUUUGGGUUUGGCUCCUUUUUCUUGAGAGCAGUCAAAACUAUUUAUUUUGAUUGCUCAGCUAGGAUACUUACUGGCCCUUAUAUUUCACCUUCCUUUUCUCUUGGCAGAGGUACACGUCAAGGGUGCCCCUUGUCACCUUUGUGUUCUAAUUUAUCAUUGGAGCCUCUGGCCCAAGCGAUUAGACAAUGCUCUUUAAUAACUCCUAUAAGCUGUAUGAAUACAUCCCACAAA